This is a messenger RNA of Toxorhynchites rutilus septentrionalis, 1529 nucleotides long. It is a transcript of the gene Hsdl2, whose product is annotated as hydroxysteroid dehydrogenase-like protein 2. The record is from RefSeq and is a predicted model, not a curated record. Gene Ontology annotation, cellular component: mitochondrion. The coding region runs from base 220 to 1467 and encodes 415 amino acids. The transcript is spliced from 4 exons. NCBI's taxonomy places the organism in Eukaryota, Metazoa, Arthropoda, Insecta, Diptera, Culicidae.
CAAAAUCAUACUGAACUUUGUACCGUACUUCGAUGAGACUUUCUCAUAACUUCAUUAUUUUGAUCGGAAGGUGUGCGGUACUGCGCCAGAAGAAAGCUAGAAGUCAUCAUAUGUGGUGUAUCGUGCAAUUUUUAAGUUUAUUUAUUUGAUUUGAUGUCAAUUUUUUAUGUGGUCGAGUUAGUUUCAUUAGUUUGAACCAAGUUACAGAGCAUACACAACAUGAUUAAUACAGGGAAAUUGGCUGGACGCACUAUUUUCAUCACCGGCGCUUCAAGAGGGAUCGGAAAAGCAAUUGCGCUCAAAGCGGCACAGGAUGGGGCAAAUAUAGUUGUUGCAGCUAAAACUGCCGAACCGCAUCCGAAACUGCCGGGAACAAUAUACACUGCUGCAGCUGAAAUCGAAGCUGCCGGUGGCAAAGCAUUGCCGUGUGUGGUAGAUGUCCGCGAUGAGAAUGCUGUCCGAGCGGCAGUCAGGAGCGCGGUGGAUAAAUUCGGUGGUAUUGAUAUUCUUGUAAAUAACGCCAGCGCUAUAUCGCUCACUCCAACCGAACAAACCGACAUGAAACGUUAUGAUUUGAUGCACAACAUCAACACGCGCGGUACCUUCCUGGUCUCCAAGGAGUGCAUUCCAUAUCUGAAGAAAAGCAACCACGCUCAUAUACUCAAUAUUUCUCCUCCGCUUAAUCUGAAUCCCGUCUGGUUUGGCAAUCACGUGGCCUACACAAUGGCUAAGUAUGGUAUGUCGAUGUGUGUCCUGGGCAUGUCUCGUGAGUUCAAAAACGAUAACAUUGCGGUGAAUGCCCUGUGGCCAAGAACAGCUAUUUACACAGCGGCUAUGGAAAUGCUCACCGGUAAAGAAAGCGAUCAGUUUUCGCGCAAGCCAGAGAUUAUGAGCGAUGCUGCGUAUGCAGUGCUCUGUAGGGAACCGAAAAAUUGCACAGGCAAUUUUCUUAUCGAUGAUGAGGUUUUGAAAGCGGAAGGUAUUGUCGACAUGAAUCAGUACGCUUGUGUUCCCGAAAAUGCUGACAAGCUUAUGCCGGACUUCUUCCUGGACGUCGGUCCAGAAAAGUUAGUCGAAUUCGCAGCCGAAGGAAGCCAUGCUGCGUCGCUCAAGCAAUCGACUGCUGCUGUGGGGAAAAUUGAGGGCCUGUUCCAGAAAAUCGAAUCAUUGUUGAGUGAAGAAAUUGUUAAGAAAACAGGAGCAAUCUACGAGUUCAAUGUGAAAGGGGACGAAGCAGGGUUGUGGUUUGCGGACCUCAAAAACGGAACCGGGAAGGUCGGAAAAGGUAAAUCGCCAGUCAGUGUGGAUGCCACGCUCACCAUGGACUCCAAACACUUCUUCGAUAUGUUCAGCGGAAAACUGAAGCCGGCUAGUGCAUUUAUGACAGGGAAGUUGAAGAUUUCGGGCGAUUUGCAAAAAGCGAUGAAGCUUGAGAAAUUAAUGGGUGGUCUAAAAUCUAAGUUGUGAAUUUUUUGUUUUUCUGUUUUGUGACGGGCAAAAUAUUGAAAAUAAAUAUAAUUUUCCAUAAA